AUGAGCACGAUGGCGCAGCAGAGCAAGUGCUGGGUAAUGCUGGAGAACAAUCCCGAGGUGAUGAACGCUCUGGCCAAAAAGCUCGGCUUAUCGGAUGAGCUGGAGUUCUACGAUGUCUAUUCCCUCGACGAGCCUGAGCUUCUUGGACUCAUUCCGAGGCCAGCUUAUGCCCUCCUUGUCAUCAUUCCGAUGAAUGAGGCCUGGCUGCGCGAGAGGAGCGCUGAGGACGAGAACAAGCAAGAUUACGCGGGCGCCGGGGAAGGGGAGCCCGUCAUCUGGUUUAAGCAGACCAUCGGCAACGCGUGUGGCUCCAUCGGCCUGCUACACUCGGUCAUCAACGGCCCCGCUGCCCAGUUCAUCUUGCCAGGCAGUGACCUCGAGAAGAUCAGGCGGGACGCUAUCCCUCUGACGAUGGCUGACCGCGCCAAGAUGCUGUACGACAGUCAGCCGUUCGAGGCGGCGCAUGCGGCUGUAGCCAACCUUGGAGAUACGAUUCCUGGCGCGCCCGUUGAAGGACACACUGGGCAUCACUUUGUCUCUUUUGUCAAAGGGACCGAUGGACAUCUUUGGGAGUUAGAGGGCUCUAGAAAGAAUCCAAUUGAUCGAGGUGUCCUGGAGGAUGACGAGGACGUUCUGAGCCCCAAGGCUCUGGACCUCGGUCUGAAGAGGGCCAUGAAGCUGGUCCAGGAUGCGGGGCUGGAGAGCCUUAACUUCAGCUGUACCGUCCUCGCGCCCAAGAAACUUUGA
Messenger RNA from Cryphonectria parasitica EP155, 747 nucleotides. RefSeq lists its product as uncharacterized. The record is from RefSeq and is a predicted model, not a curated record. The coding region runs from base 1 to 747 and encodes 248 amino acids. Gene Ontology annotation, molecular function: cysteine-type deubiquitinase activity. The transcript has 3 exons. Lineage: Eukaryota; Fungi; Ascomycota; Sordariomycetes; Diaporthales; Cryphonectriaceae. Gene Ontology annotation, biological process: protein deubiquitination; ubiquitin-dependent protein catabolic process. Gene Ontology annotation, cellular component: cytoplasm.